UGUCCGAUGAACGGAGGAAUAGCCCAAACGCGAAAUUUUCUUGCUGCAGCUGCUGGUGUUGUCAUCGUCGCCGCCGCCGUUUGGUCGUAGUAGGCCGUCGAUUUCAAUGUUUUUCGCGCAAAGCCGAGGAUUUUUUUGUGUUUCGUCAAUUUGAAAUUGUAAGGAAGUGAUUGAUUUGUGCAAGCGCGAGCCCCUCGGUGACUACUUGUCAUAGCUGUCAUCGCGGUUGACAGCUAAUUGUCGGCAGAAACGUCAUAUUUUGCUCUGACCGGGGGUCAAAACCCGUUCCCAAGACAACGUUCGUGCGUAUCAUCCGAGUUCAGUUGUAUGUGUGCGUGGGAGUCAUUGAUGCAAAAGCAAUCCUUUUUUUCGUCCAAGGACAUCGGAAAUGUGUACGACCCUUUCCGGUUCGUGGUUCAGUGAUUAAACGGGCGUGAAAGUGUUCAUCCAUGGAUUUGCUCCGGGUAAUAAACAGUCAAUGUGCGGGAUUAACUCCGAAAUCAAACUUAACAGUGUAAAAUGUGUGUCUAAAUGCGUCAAUGCGUGAAUCACAAAAGUAAACCAAAUACCUCAAGUAGCAGAAACAUCAUAGCAAUCGACGUGAAGUUCUAGAAAGAAUACAAAAUCAGAUGUUUCUAUUUAGGAUGAGUGCCUUACAGGACCAAAAGCAGGAAUGCUGAAAUCGCAGCCAAACCUAUAGUACAAAACUAUAUCGAAACACUAUUUUAAAAAAUCAAAUCGUUAAACGUGAACAAAACCGUUCGAUAACGGAAGAAACCUCAGGAACGUCACAUUCGACACACCCUAGUGGAUAAUUUGAAUCAUAGUAGGCUUCGCUCGGAAAAUCAAGUUGGAUUCGACAGGCGAAGAAUUUAGCAGCACUGAUUUGCUGCACAGAUUCGGCAACAAAUCGUUGCCUUUCGUAGGCCAUCCACCGCCUACUCAGUUUUAUCAGUCUCCGCUGACGUUACUUCAGCCGCCGGCCAUCCCGUCUUCACCGCCGCAAUCCAAGCAGUCGGACGAUACGCGAAAGGCCGCCGAAGCCGCCGCCAUCAAGAUGGAAUCAGCUGGACAUGAAUCUGAACUAGGAUAUCUUCAAGAAAACCAGGCCCAGCAGUACGGCGAAGUGAACCAGCUCGGCGGAGUGUUCGUCAAUGGGCGGCCUCUGCCCAACAGCACCCGGAUGCGAAUCGUCGAACUGGCCCGGCUCGGCAUCCGACCGUGUGACAUCUCCCGCCAACUGCGCGUCAGCCACGGCUGCGUCUCCAAGAUACUAGCACGCUACCACGAAACCGGUUCCAUUCUCCCGGGAGCCAUCGGAGGGUCGAAACCUCGGGUCACUACCCCCAAGGUCGUAACGUAUAUUCGGGAGCUCAAGCAGAAAGACCCGGGGAUAUUUGCGUGGGAAAUCCGGGAUCGAUUGCUUUCCGACGGUGUCUGCGACAAGAACAACGUCCCCAGCGUGAGUUCCAUAUCGAGGAUCCUGCGGAACAAGCUUGGGAACAUCACCCACCACCACACCGGAAGUCACACCCCGCACACGCCCCACCUCUACAACUCGAUCUACCCCUCGUACCCGUACACGACGGCCAACUCGCUCAAGUCGGAAAUGUCCUGCGGCGGGGGAAGUCCUUCGCCGCCAACUCCGGGAGUAACCCCGAUCCGAUCACCUCAUCAUCACUGUUGGCCCUCGUCGCACUCCGUCACGGACAUCCUGGCCAACGUGCACCAUCAGGCAGCGGUGGCGGCGCUCCGAAACGGUGGAAACGUCCCGACGUCCCAGUGCCACACGACGCCUCCGCCGCCCUCGCUGGGGUCCGUAGUUCCGAACAUGGCCGCCGCGGCCAACAUGCAGCACCAGAUGCAGGAGAGUGCCCACCACCACCAGUCGCCCAACUCGUACAACUACUACAUGUAUCUGCAGAGCGGCGGAAUGCACCACGGGGGACUGGCCAGCGCUUCCGGGUUAUAGGACGCCGCCGACGGGUCCGGGUCCGGUUCUGCUACGAGGCCGUCGGUGUCGGCCUCGCUGUUCGCUCAGAGUGUGCUGUUCUAGACUGGAAGAGCGCGCAAACGAUGUUCGUUUUUUUUUUUUCUGUUCGUGUUAGGUCAAAUUUUACUUAUUUUUCGAAGUGUGAAUGCGUGGGUAUGGGGCAAAUGCUGUUCAAUUAGUGUGUAGAUAAGUGUUUUGAUAGGUUUUAAAGUUUUUUGUUUCCGAUUGAGGUUCUGAGAAAUGGCAGCGAGAGAGUAGGAAGAACCGGGGAAAUUGAAGCUGGUUAGAAAGUUAAGGGGAAAGGGUAUUUUGGACGAAAUUUAGUGAGAAACUUUAAAACCAGUGCAAUAUGAACCAUAAGGAACCAGUUGAUUCGUCUCAGUUGAUUUAGUUUUAUAUUUAGUGUGAACAGUGAAUCGUGAUUGUUUGGUAGGAGGUUAUCAACUUGAAAAUGAGCACUUUCCGAGUGAAGAGUUAGUCAUAAAUCGAAAUAACCAGUUGAAGAGGAAGAUCCUUUUCAUGAAUCCAACCAAUCCAUAUUAUGGAUCGGAACACAACAAUAGCAAUUUAUCAGCACGACAAAUGAAUGGUGUGUAAGGCAUUUUAUGAGACGUUUCGAAGCAUAUGUUUUUUGCUUGUUUACAAGCUUUGAAACUUGCUGGCGGGCUCAUUUAUUUACAUUUCUUCUAGCGCCACAUUUGGGAGGAACUCAUUCAAUAAUGGCGUGCAACGAGCUUUUCAAUCUCCCCCGGUAAAAUUAAAAUCAGCAGGCAGGGAACAAUUUCUUUUAUAUUC
Molecule: messenger RNA, 2788 nt
Organism: Aedes aegypti (yellow fever mosquito)
Lineage: Eukaryota; Metazoa; Arthropoda; Insecta; Diptera; Culicidae
Gene: Poxm
Product: paired box protein Pax-1
Exons: 3
Coding region: 1058-1972 (304 amino acids)
Biological process (GO): anatomical structure development; regulation of transcription by RNA polymerase II
Molecular function (GO): DNA-binding transcription factor activity, RNA polymerase II-specific; RNA polymerase II cis-regulatory region sequence-specific DNA binding
Source: RefSeq, a predicted model, not a curated record